Andrographis paniculata is the source of this 2597-nucleotide messenger RNA. RefSeq names its product tricalbin-3-like. NCBI's taxonomy places the organism in Eukaryota, Viridiplantae, Streptophyta, Magnoliopsida, Lamiales, Acanthaceae. Gene Ontology annotation, molecular function: lipid binding. The coding region runs from base 372 to 2396 and encodes 674 amino acids. The record is from RefSeq and is a predicted model, not a curated record. The transcript is spliced from 9 exons.
GAGUUUUUAAAACAACCAGAGACGACGAGAAGCGAAUGGAUUUGCUGCAACUUUGACAGCUCCGGCGGUGGUGACUCCCGGCGGAUGAGGCGGUUACGGCGGUGGAAGUGCUGCCAGAGAGCAAUCUAUGGCGUCUAUCUAAGCUCUGCCAAACAAAUUCGUGAACGACAAUCCAACAUUGAUUGCCACUCCAUCUUCAUUCUUCUUCGCCGUCAUCUUGCUCUUGUAGAUUCGAGUUGCGUCAGGUGAUUCGCCUACUUUAACAUUGAAGUGGAUUCCUGGAGACGAGGAGCUUCAAUUGCGCGCUUUUCUGAAUUCAUUCAUGUUAAUCUGCAAUUCUACUAGUCAUCAGUAUUUGGUGCCCUAAUUUAAUGUUUUUGCAACCGCCUUCCGAGGCUUCGCUCUUUAAUUGUGUUUCUUCGCCGAGGAAGAGCUUACUUUUCUCGCCGUCUCUGAUUCCUUCAAUUAGUCGUUACAACAGUAAAUCUCGUCCAUUCAGUGGAAGAAGGGAGGCAAUUAAUCUGAAAAAUGUGAGGCGAACUUUGCUUCAAGCUCAAGCCUGUAAAAAUGGUGGAAAUAAGGAGAGCAGCAAUAAAUUGGGCGCCGCCACAAGGAGAGGAGCAGAAGCCAUUGUUUUGAAGCGAUUUUCCAGUGAAAAGGAAUCUAAUUACGCAUCUUUAUCCAGCACUAAUACGGAGAGUGGCAGCUACUACAAUUCGGCUUUUGAGCAGGAUCCUAUAGUGGAUAAGCUUAGAAAUCAGCUGGGUGUCAUCCAUCCGAUUCCCUCUCCUCCAAUAAAUCGCAAUAUACUAGGGCUUUUUGUUGUUUUCUUUUUUAUUGGGGUUGUUUCAGAUAAGUUGUGGACAUCAAGAAAGAGGGGUGCAAGGAGUAAUGGCAAUAAGCCUGGGAGUUGGCCUCAGGUUCCCACUGGCCUAUCCAUAUUUUUGGAGAAGGAACUACAGAGGAAAGAGUCGGUGGAAUGGGUGAACAUGGUGUUGGGGAAGCUGUGGAAGGUAUACAGAGGCGGGAUAGAGAAUUGGCUAAUUGGAUUGCUGCAGCCUGUCAUUGACAAUCUAAAGAAGCCUGAUUAUGUGCAAAGGGUAGAAAUCAAGCAGUUUUCUUUAGGGGACGAGCCAUUGUCUGUCAGGAGUGUUGAGCGCAGGACCUCUCGUCGAGUAAAUGACUUGCAAUACCAGAUUGGUCUACGGUAUGCUGGCGGUGCGCGUAUGCUUUUACUGCUAUCACUUAAGUUCGGCAUAUUUCCCAUUGUUGUGCCCGUGGGCGUGCGGGAUUUUGAUAUUGAUGGUGAACUUUGGGUUAAAUUACGACUGAUACCAACCGAGCCAUGGGUUGGUGCUGUUUCAUGGGCCUUUGUUUCUCUUCCAAAGAUAAAAUUUGAAUUGUCACCUUUCCGCUUAUUCAAUCUAAUGGAAAUUCCUGUCCUCUCUCUGUUUUUGAAGAAACUUCUUACUGAGGACCUACCGAAGCUAUUUGUGCGUCCAAAAAAGAUUGUUUUGGAUUUUCAGAAGGGAAUGGCGGUGGGACCUGUUACAAACGAUCCUAAACCAGGAGAUAUUCACGAGGGAAACAAUGACUUUGCUGGAGAAUUGUCAGUGACACUUCUAGAUGCACGAAAACUCACUUAUAUUUUCUAUGGGAAAACAGAUCCUUAUGUGAUUCUAAGAUUAGGAGAUCAAGUAAUACGUAGUAAACGCAACAGCCAAACUACUGUCAUUGGACCUCCCGGUGAACCUAUCUGGAAUCAGGAUUUUCACAUGUUAGUUGUUAACCCCAUGAAAGAAAGGCUAUACAUAGAAGUAAAAGACUCUCUUGGAUUCACAGACUCGACAAUAGGUGCUGCAGAGGUUGAUCUUGGAUCUCUCAAAGAUACUGUACCAGCAGACAGGAUUGUGCAACUCAGAGGUUGGAACCCAUUCGGUAAGGGAUCUGUUGGAGAAAUUCUAUUGCGACUGACAUACAAAGCAUAUGUUGAGGAUGAAGAAGAUGAGAGGUCUGAAAAAACAGAGAAGUCUGAGGAUGAAUUGACUGACUUAGACGAACCAGACAUGCCAUUGUCUGACCAGCGCUCAAAGAAUUACUUGAUCGAUCCAGACAAGGAAUCUUUUAUUAAUGUUCUAGCCGACAUUUUAGUAAGUGAGGAAUUCCAGGGGAUAGUAGCAUCAGAAACAGUGAGUUCCAAGCCUUUAGAUGCAGGCGCUGAUUCAAAGGAAUCCAGCAGGAGUAAUGUUGGAUCCAUCCCACAAGCAUUGGAGAGUGGUGCUGAUCGUUCACAAGGAUCAACGACAACAACCAUGUUGUUUUGGCUUGCAUUGAUCACAGGUGCUUUAGUUCUCAUAGCUACGAGUAUGGAAGGGACAAGUUUAUUCAACCCUUGACAGGUGACAUGUAAUGAAUUCCAAGGUAUUGCAAGUCAUGUUAGGUAACUCAAGACACAGCUAAAGGUCUUAUUUUUGCCCAAUCAUUCGGUAUCAUUGAUUCAGUAGAGAAGAGGAUUAAAGAAAUGCAAGCCCAAUUUGUUUGUAUUUUUGGAUAUUUUGUAUUUGAAAUAUUUUGAAUGAAAUAAAAGUUUUAGAAGA